AUGUUGCGCACUUCCUGUGCCAUCAGACCAACCCUGCGUGACGGCGCCAAUGGCGCUGCUGCAACAGCCCCAGUGGAGCUAUUGAGCGAUGUCUACUUGUGCGUCUCUUCGCCUCGAGUGACCGAAGAGUGGGUGGGGUGGCCUGACACGCCAUACGUGGUGGCUGGCAGCACGCGGCACGCCAUCGACCCGCGAGGCGCACUGUCGUCGUGUGCCCUUGGAGAGCCAUCGGGGUCACGUGCCGGCUGUGCAAGAGCGCAGGUGAUUGCUGAAGCGGAUCCAUCACCGGCGCUGCCCAGCGUCGUCCCCCUUGGCGUGCUGUGCCGCGCGUACGAGGCAGCAGACGAGCGCAGUGGGAAUGCCUUCUUACAGGUCUACCCUGUUGGUGCUCAUGGGUUACUGUCUCCAGAGGCCAAGUCUAUGAUAGUUGGGUGCGUCAUGGCGGUGCUGCGAUCGCGGCUGUCGUGCCUGCUGGGGCUCCUACCGCAGAUGCACGUGAACGGGGGAAAAUCCAUUUUGAACAGGAACACGGUGGCGGUACUGAAUGAGUACUGUUGCGCAUCUGCCGCCCUACCACGGCCAUCGACGAGUGCAUUGCAGGGCCAAUGGGGCACUGGCAAGGAUGGCGGUGACGUGCACGGUCAUGCCUGGGUGGUGACAUGGUCAUUGGAGCUUGUUCUCUCUGUGGCCGCGUCGCUCAUCGAAGCGGGGCCGCCGCUGCCCACGGCGUGUCCGGCACUGUGCGCGAGCGACUGUGGUGAGGUCAUAAAGACCUCGUUGCGCUUCGGCCUCGGUGUACCACUUCAGCGCGACGCUGCUGCCAACUGCGAUGCGAAAACUCUCGCCUCCCCUGUAACACACACGUUGUCUGCAGAGGAGCACUCGUGCUACACUACCCUCUCCGUGCAGCUCACGGAGUGCAGACUGGCAUCCUCGCAUCCGCUGGAUGUCCGCCACGCUGUCGAUCUCGCGAAGCUCAUCUACGUUGGUCAUAUUUGUCCUGCGCAAGCGCACGUUGAGGACGGCACGGAUGCAUUCCGGCGACUCACCCAGUUUGCAGGCCGAGUGAGCUCUCCGCCGCAGCUGUCAGCGGCGCGAGAUGCUUGGGGGGAAGCACUGCACGCGUAUCAGUCCAGCGCCAUCCGUGCGCAGGAGGGUGUACUGUUUGUCCUGACGCACGACGUGUCGGUGCAGUCCGGACCGGCCGCCCUUCUCCCCUUGACUGCGCGGGAGGAGCUAAGCCGCUCUCACGCCGCUGAGAAGUCGCAUGACGUGACUUUGCCGUCGACUCUGCGCGGCCACGUCCUCGCCUCCAUUCGUGUGCGGAGUGCGCCAGCGUACCUCAACCACGUUCUUCUCUGCCAAGCGUGGUCUUCGGAUGACGCGAUUACUGAGGCCUAUGCACACUACUGGGAAGACAAACUUACGAGCAGUGGUGCUCUGACGCCUGCUCGCGCUGCCGUACAGUGGAGGACGUCCCUGCGCGUCUCGACGCCAAAGGAUGGGGAGGCCGCUGCGUCGGAUACAAGUGGUGGCCAGACACUGUCCUCGACCCCGCUGCAGUGGGUCCUGUACACUGUCCGCCGUCAGCUCGUCGUUGCUGUUGCCAACCGGUCGCAAGCCGUUCUGACAGGACGACGACUGGGGCUCGACAGCCCUGCUGCACUGGUGACCAGCAGCGUUGCUCAUUUCACACCGUCUGCACUCCGGGCAUUGGCGGAGCAGUGCGUCAAGGCACUCCCCAUCGCACUUGGGCUACUGGGGUGGCACUGUCCAUGGCCUGUGCCGUCGUGUCUGCAGAUCACUGGCACCCCCACUGCAGUGCCGUCCGCCGCUGCAGUGGAGGAGAUGUUGUGGACGCUGCGCAUCUUGGGGAAGCUCCGGUGGAGAGCGGCACAGCUGUAUGAGGCGGCUGGCGACUCGGCCGAGCAGCAUCGGCAGUUGCGGGCUCUGCGAGACGACGUGCAUCGCUGGUCGUCGCGUCGCCAUGCACGGACGCGGGCGGCUGAUGGCACCACCCUAGCAAUGGAAACUGCUGUGCGGACGCCCACUGUGGAAGAUGUUGUGUGCCACAUAGACGACAGCGAAUGGAGUGCGCUGGUCAAAGAGUUAUCGAGCAUGUUGCCGCCUGCGUAA
Messenger RNA from Leishmania braziliensis MHOM/BR/75/M2904, 2136 nucleotides. RefSeq lists its product as hypothetical. The transcript has a single exon. Lineage: Eukaryota; Euglenozoa; Kinetoplastea; Trypanosomatida; Trypanosomatidae. The record is from RefSeq and is a predicted model, not a curated record. The coding region runs from base 1 to 2136 and encodes 711 amino acids.